AUGCCUCGUCUCACGAAACACACAUUUCCGCCGUUCUAUGCUUGCUAUCUGCUAAAGUCUAUCCAAUCUCCUCUAUCAAAAGCAACAUACAUAGGAAGCACUCCAUCUCCUCCUCGCCGAAUACGUCAGCACAAUGGUGAGCUCACUCAAGGCGCCCGGAAAACGCGUCAUAAGCGUCCAUGGGUAAUGCAAAUGAUUGUCCACGGAUUUCCUUCACGACUGGCUGCACUGCAAUUUGAAUGGGCAUGGCAACAUCCUCACGUUUCCAGACAUCUGCGGGAUCCUCUGGGCAAUCCUAUCUUUAAAAAUUCUGCAUCAAGCCUCAAGAAAAGAAUCGAAACCGUUCGCGCAAUGGUAUCAAAUCACCCAUUCAGUAAAUGGCCACUACAUGUCAAGCUGUUCACCCAAGAGGCCGUCGACCACUGGGAGGCUUCUACUCAGGCGUUGCCUUUGCCAAUCGGUUUCACUUGCUGCAUUGAAUUAGAGGGUGUUGACGGCAAGUCAGGGAAAACGGGAUCUGGUCGCAAAGGUCCUCUCAGUGUCACUGAUGAACAGUUCACUUCCGCCAUUCUGGCGAAGAACACGGCCCUUGUGGCAUCAGGAGUGCCGUUGGAGUGUUCUGUGUGCAAGGAGUCACUUGAUGAAUAUGCCAUCGAUGCCUUAACUACAUGUCUCUGCCCCACACCAGAAUGCACGACUGUAUCUCAUAUAAUCUGUCUUUCACGUCAUUUCCUCAACGGUGAUGCUGAAAACAUGAUCCCCAGAGGGGGACAUUGUACAUCAUGCCGUAACUAUAUCCUCUGGGGUGAUAUCGUGCGUGGAAGUUACCGCCGUGAUGCAGGGGGGAGUGUACCUCAACCGGCAGACGAUGAACAAGACGAGGCGAGCACAUCCGAGUCAGAUUUGGAAGAACACCUCUCUGCUCCUGAUAGGCCCUCAACCUCAAAGGCCGGAAGAUCAAGGUCAGGACAAAAGUCGUCCAAGGCCUCAAAUGAAGGGCAGAAUUUAGAGAAGCACCCAACUUUUCAAUCCUCUGAAACUCACCGAAUCAAAGCGACUUCGACGUCAAAGCCUAGAAAGUCCCGACAAAAGAAAGCCAUCGCAGGGGACGAAAGCAGCGGAGAGUCGUUUGAUUUUCACUCAGAGUCUUCCUCUGGAUCGACGCGUUUGCCACUCAAAAAGACGCGUGGUAGGCCCCGAAAAGUCGCGGUAUUGACGUCAACGACUCCAGAGUCGUGUCAAAAGAAUGCCAUCAUCGGGGUGAACGAAACCAGCGGAGAGUCUUCCGACCUCCAAUCGGAGCGUUCCACUGCAAUGACGCCCCAGAAAAGUAAGCCUCGGAAAAGUGUGGCUUUGACAUCCAUGCCCAGAAAGUCGCGACAGAAAAAAGCUAUUGUUGCUGGAGAUGAAUCCAGCGGCGAAUCAUUCGAUUUCGACUCCGAGCGUUCCACUGAGUUGGCAAGUCAGCCACCUAAAAAGACCCGCGGAAGGCCUCGAAAGUUCCUGGACUCAUUUCCUGUGCCCCAGGAACCUGUGGUAGGAAGCUAUUCUUCGACUGCGCUUAGUAUAUCAGAAAAACAUGGGGAUUCUCUUGACUUAAAUGGGAUCAGCUAUUUAGAAGCUGCUGCUGAUUCUGUCAACGAGCCUGCUGCCCCGGCUCAACGGUCUGGCAAUGUUGUACGCCUUUCUCCUAAACUUGUUCUGCCAACAUGCGACAAGCAGCUUGUGAGCACGACAGCGCUUACACGAACGAUGGGAGGUUUGUCCAUAGGGUCAUCGCCAAAGAGUACUCGUAAGCCACUGGUAGACGUGGCGGUUAUCGAGGUAUCUGACUGA
Molecule: messenger RNA, 1836 nt
Organism: Laccaria bicolor S238N-H82
Lineage: Eukaryota; Fungi; Basidiomycota; Agaricomycetes; Agaricales; Hydnangiaceae
Exons: 7
Coding region: 1-1836 (611 amino acids)
Biological process (GO): double-strand break repair via homologous recombination
Cellular component (GO): Slx1-Slx4 complex
Molecular function (GO): crossover junction DNA endonuclease activity; 5'-flap endonuclease activity; DNA binding
Source: RefSeq, a predicted model, not a curated record